Molecule: messenger RNA, 1059 nt
Organism: Manis javanica (Malayan pangolin)
Lineage: Eukaryota; Metazoa; Chordata; Mammalia; Pholidota; Manidae
Gene: C7H10orf120
Product: chromosome 7 C10orf120 homolog
Source: RefSeq, a predicted model, not a curated record
AUGAUCAGAGAAUGGGAGAAUGGCUAUCAGAAGGCUGGGAACCAGAGGGCCAAAGAUUCAGGGACCCAAGGAAGGAAGACUGCAGAGGGAACAAAUAACAGUGGAAUGCCAGUCAGAACACUUAACAGGAGCGAUGUUUUUCAGUAUCAAGACUCCCUGUGCUGCCAAGGGAAUCAGUGCUCUGAGUCACUGCCGGGGAUAUGGACCAAAUUCUACAAAUCAGAUCCACGCAUUGCCCUUGGAAAAUACUCACCCUUGGAAAAAGAGAUCCUACGUCGAGGUGGUGUACACACCGUAGCGUCAAGAAGGUUUCUGACUUACAAACAAGAGGAAGAACGGAAAAUGCUCAAGAAGCUACAGUUGCUGUCCUCAGACUACAAACGGGCACUGGAAUAUAAAAAACAACAUUCCCCUCCAUGUGCCACCUGCGGGCCCCUAGAAAAAAUAUGGACGGCACAGGUGAUCGUGUGCCCGGAGGAGUUCAGAAUGCCCCGGCGAGAGAGGCUCAGCGUCAACAGACACGUAGCACGGAUGCAGCUUGCUCAAGCCCUGAGAAAUAAGCAGCUUCUACCCUACACCGAAAGAUUUAGGAGCUCUUCUGCUCUGUCUGGAGCAAGGCUGAGCCCAACGGCAAAGGACAAGGCCCGGGAAGACAAGGAGCGGCGGGGGCAGGACGGGGAGGAGGAGGGUGCCACUCAAGACCACAGUGAUGCCAAGCAGGAGGAGAGAGAUGAGACGGAGAGCAAAAACACGAAAAAACAAGAAAUAAAAAUGAAUGUCAUUUUUAGGUCCAAAAAACCAAAAAGAUGCUCAGCAUACCAACCAAAUGAUAGGAAGCCAUUCCUCCCCACCAAGAAAAUGGAACGGUCCAUCACUGGCUUCACAAACCGAAAUCUUCUACACUUGGCGGAAUUCCCUGGAGACCUAAUGCUAAUGAAUCAGGAUUUUAUCUCACGGGGAGUUCACCCCAGCGAUGCAGCAAAGGCCAAGCAUCUGGAAGAAGACAGUCUCUGGAGAGAUUACAUGCACAAACCUGCUCCUUACCAUUAUUAAACUUUU